Onthophagus taurus is the source of this 3436-nucleotide messenger RNA. RefSeq names its product insulin like growth factor binding protein acid labile subunit convoluted (gene conv). Gene Ontology annotation, molecular function: protein binding. NCBI's taxonomy places the organism in Eukaryota, Metazoa, Arthropoda, Insecta, Coleoptera, Scarabaeidae. The record is from RefSeq and is a predicted model, not a curated record.
UUUCGUGAGCUUACCUUGGUUGUGGUAAAAGUUUUCUUAGAGUUCGCGCUAGUUGACAUUUAACAAUGUGAAUUGUUACAAGAAAUCAGUUAAUUGUGGGAGUGUUAACAUUUAAAACUUGUAUUUAUUCUAAUUUUAGUUUAAAAAUUUAGUUAAUAGUUUUUGUUGAACAAUUGUUAUAAUGAUGUCUGUGAUUGUUUUAUUAAUACUUUUUGGCCAAUAUGUUAUGAUUCAUGGGGAAUAUAUUCCACCGGGACCUUUAUAUCGUUGUCCAAAAGACUCACUUUUGAUACAUCCAUGUAAAUGUGUCGAAGAAUCGGAUAUUGGCGUAAAAAUUAGAUGCGAAAAUUCUAAUUUGGGUAGUAUGAGUGUUGGUUUAAAUAAUUUAGCAACAUUUAAUUUGCCAAUAGAGGAGUUAACCUUGUAUAAAUGUCAUAUAGCAAGAUUAUUUGGAAGUUUAUUAUACAAAUUACAAUUACGAACACUUUACAUUGAAGACACUCCUAUAGAAACGAUGGAUCAACAUGCUUUUCUAGGUGUCAACAAUACUUUAAAUGAACUACAUAUAUUAAAUUCAAAUUUAAUCGAUUUUCCAAAAGAUGCAUUCAAAAUUUUAGGAAAUUUGACCCUUCUUGUAAUUAAAGGUCAUAACAUAUCUUCUUUAUCCCCCGAUAUUUUAGCAGACAGUGAUUUACCUAGUAGAUUACUAAGAUUCCAUCUCACUGAGGGGCCUUUAUCAUCAAUAGACCCGAACAGCUUACAAUCCAUGAGAAAGUUAAAAACGUUGGAUUUACACGGAAAUCGUCUCAAAGACCUUAAAAGGAACCAAUUUCGAGGCCUUAGGGAAGUCGAGGUGUUGGACCUAAGUCAUAACGGCAUUAUUAAGCUCGAUUCGAGCCACGUCGCCGACUUAAUCAAGAUGGGAUGGUGCAACGUUUCUCAUAACUUGAUAACGGAAAUUGCUAGGGGUGCGUUUGCGAGAAAUGCCGUCUUGAAGGUGCUCAACAUGUCCCAUAAUAAAAUUAAACGGAUCGAUUCGACUACAUUCCGAGGAAUGAGGUUUUUAAGAAGACUUUAUCUUUCCGACAAUUUAAUUGCUGAUGUUGCAAGGGGAACUUUUGCUUCAAUUACGAGGAUUGGAACCGUUGAUUUAGCAAGAAAUUUUAUUAAGAAAAUUGACUACCAAAUGUUUUAUCAAUUACAAGUUAUUGAGCACAUUGAUUUAUCUGAAAACAACAUCACAAUAAUUGAAAAACAAGCUUUUAAAGAUAUUUAUUUAUCUUUAAUAAACGUGUCGCAUAACGCAAUUGAAACGAUUGAAUCAGGAGCUUUUGAAAAUUGCGUAAACAUAACGAUUUUAGAUAUGACUUAUAACAAAAUUAAAACGAUUCCAAAACGAGCUUUCGACGAAACAACUUACGCCACGGAAUUAAGAUUUUCUUAUAAUCUAUUUACGGAGUUAAGUCAAAUUCCGCUUCAGAACAUGACCGGGUUGAAACUUUUAAACGUUUCCCAUAACGAAAUUGUGAAUAUAAGUAAAAAUACCUUCCCGAAGCUUUACGAAUUACACACAAUCGAUUUAUCGUAUAAUAACUUAUCGGACAUAUACAAUUCAGUUUUUCAAGUGUUGUUUUCGCUGAGAACUUUGGAUUUAAGCCACAAUCACUUGGAGAAAUUAAAGCCGGGGACUUUCGGGACGUUGCCUACGUUGCUCGAGUUAGAUUUAAGCUACAAUCGUCUUAAGGAUAUUCCUAGAAGCGCCUUAUCGAAGUUAGCCAGCACGCGAAAGCUUUCCCUUAAGGGAAAUAAAUUAAACUCCUUGUUCAUUCUGCCGAUAUCCACAUCGCAUUUGGAUCUUAGUUAUAACGAGUUCAAAGAGAUCCCACCAAAAUUAUGGCCGAGUAUGAAUUCCCUACUCAGUCUCGAUUUAAGCAAUAAUUAUAUCGAGGAUAAUCUCGUGAAAGGAAGCUUUUUGGGAUUAUUAACUUUACAAACUCUUAAUUUGAAUUAUAAUGGAUUAACGAAACCCCCUUGGGAAGCACUUAGCGAUUUUACAUCUUUACAAUAUUUAUUCUUGGAAGGUAACAACAUAACGAAACUGGAAAAAUCGGCUUUUGGUGUAUUACCGGUUGUAUUCGAAUUAAAUUUGGCUCACAAUCAGAUUGGUAACGUUAGCGAAAAGGCUUUUGGUGGUCUCUUGCAGAUGCUCAAGCUGAAUCUGACACAUAACAAUUUGACGUACAUCCCUAACGGCGCCUUUCUGGGUUUGGUUGCGCUGAAAACUUUGGAUUUGUCGUUUAAUAAAAUUGAAAAAUUGGAUAAUAAAACGCACGGGUUAUUGGACGAUUUGUUAUCUUUGGAACAUAUAAAUUUAAGUAACAACAAAAUUAGUUUUAUUUCAAGAAAAACGUUCCCAAGUAAUCCUUAUUACCCAUACAAACUUUACGAGAUUGAUUUAUCCUACAACCACAUGCCAAUAAUUACUUAUGAUCUCAUAUUCGGAACUUCGAAAGUAAAAAAAUUAAACAUAUCCCACAAUGCCAUCGGUGAUGUCAGAAAAUAUGUGCUUGGAAACCUCACCAGUUUACAAAUCCUUGACUUGUCCUAUAAUAAAAUGAAUGAUCUCAUGGAAGAGGACGUCUUCAAAUUACCACCGAAUAUGACUCAGCUUUAUUUACGGAAUAAUUUGUUGGGUAGUUUACCUUGGAAGGAAGUGAAUAAGCUGGAAUUGUUGGAUUUAAGAUUUAAUAACAUCGAAAGCAUUAAUUCUGAAUUAACUAAAUUGAUUGUGCAAGAUGCUGAUGUAUUUUUAGAAGGAAAUCCAAUAAGUUGUGAUUGUUUCGUACGCCCAUUUAAAAGGUACAUUUCAAAAUUGUUAGAGGUGAAAGAAAUUUAUAAACCAAUUAAAUGUCUUUCCCCGCCAUUUUUGUAUGAAAAAUUAUUAUACGAAGUUCCUGAAGAAAAAUUAAAUUGCCCAUCUAACGUGAACACAACAAUUUUAAUGGAAGGAAAUCCUGGAGAUUACGAAAUAACCCCCGAUUUAAGAUUUCGGGAAUUUAAUGUUAAAGAGAAAAAGCUUCGCGUGAAAUGGCGUGUUAUGAAAAACGAGGACAUAGGGGAUACCUAUUUAGUCGUUAGAAAAACCAAUUCGCCGAGUACUGUUGUUUUCGAAGCUACCGUUCCCUAUUUUCAACGUAGUUUUAUGUUUGACAAUAAAUGGACCAGAAAAUUUCUGGGCGAACGAAUCGAGAACGAAGUCUGCUUAAUAGCUUUGGAUAGCAAAUCUAUUGUGCGAAAUUUAUAUCAAGAACAAUGCAAAGGAGUUAUUGAAAGUCGCGGAAAUGCAGUUGUAAUUAAUAAUGUUGUGAUAUUACAAGUUGUUUUAGUAUGUUUCUUUAAGUUGUUUUAAUUAAAAUAAAAAUUAUUGUAAAUGUGA